This is a messenger RNA of Physcomitrium patens, 2428 nucleotides long. RefSeq names its product polyadenylate-binding protein-interacting protein 8. The record is from RefSeq and is a predicted model, not a curated record. NCBI's taxonomy places the organism in Eukaryota, Viridiplantae, Streptophyta, Bryopsida, Funariales, Funariaceae. Gene Ontology annotation, molecular function: RNA binding.
AGUAGCCGGGUUAGUGAGUAGUAGCAGUGGGUUGGGGGGGGGGUCUGUCUGCCCCCCCCCACCCAUGGGUCUUCCUUUUCGUUUUCCUUCCUGUCCGUCUUCGUCGUCUUCGUCUUCGUCUUCUUCUUCUUCUUCAUUCGUCUCGGUCUUGUGCGUUGUUUUUUUUUUUUUUGUUUCGGGGCGUGCGUGUCGCUAUUUUCGGCUCCUCUCUCUCUUCUUCCUCUCUCUCUCUUGCUGGGUUGUUGGGAGUUGGGGAGGGGGGGUGCUGGUGUGCAGCUUUCAGAGCUGGGGUUGGAAUAAAACAGAGAGUUGGGGGUGAGCUCGGGAGUGUCGGAUCUGACCUUGGAGGGAGGGAGGGAGGGGGACGGGAGUGGAUCAAGCAGGAAGGAAAGGAAGGAAGGAACGAGGGUUGAGAGCUUGAGUGGGAAGGAAGGGAAGGGGUGUACAUAGAUGUGAGAAAGAGGGGCAAGUGUAGAAUUGGAGAAGAAGGGAGGAGGAGGAGGAGUAUCGAGGACAGAGGUGAGAGUCCGUAAGGUUAUUGCGCGGAGUGGAGCGCCGGAGGGAGAGGGAAGUGGAAAGUGAGGGGGGUCGAGCGGAAAUGGCAGUGACGGACAAUGCUGGGAUAGGGUUGGCCAUGAAUAUGGGGCAACUGUCCCUGACAAGGAACUAUCCGCAGAUUUCGUCGGAGAGCAAAGCCGAUCAGCUGUAUGAUCAACAGCAAGCGGCGUUGGAGGAGCGGGAGCGGCAUCAGAAGCAGCAGCAGCAACAUCUGCAACAGCAGUAUCAGCAGGUGCAGUAUGAGCAGCCGCAGCAGCACCAGCAGGGAGAACAGGGGCAGAGCCAGGAGCAGCACCAAUCCCAGAAUCAGGCACACGCCAGUUCCGCUCCUCAGAAACCUGGCCUAUCGGGAGGACAGGGUCAUGGUCAAGGGCAGCACCCGCAAGUGGUGCGGUCCAACCGGGCCAACGGAGCCAACGGCGUGAAUGGGCACAUCAAAGCAGAGAACGGGAGCAACGGGGGUGAUGACGAAGGGCAUACCCUGGAUGCGCGAAGCAAUGUGAGCAACGACAGCAUGAGAGAGCUCGAGGACCUGCUCACGAAGCUAAAUCCCCUGGCCAAGGAGUUUGUUCCUCCCUCCCACGCGGAUUUGGCCAGCACUACCGCGCCCUCGUCGGUUGCCUCCUCCAAAGGUCAACCUCGCAAGAAGAAGAAUGGUUUUAACCAGGUUAACAAGAGGCGGGUCAAUAGUCGGACAAGUCGUGCGCAGCGGGAGGAUAGUAUCCGCAGAACGGUUUACGUGUCCGACAUAGAUCAACAGGUAACAGAGGAGCAACUGGCAGCUCUCUUCAUCACAUGUGGCCAGGUUGUAGAUUGCCGUGUUUGCGGGGACCCAAACUCUGUGCUUCGGUUUGCUUUCGUGGAGUUCACUGACGAAGAGGGCGCCAGGGCAGCAUUGAGUCUUGCCGGUACGAUGUUGGGAUAUUACCCUGUUCGUGUCCUUCCAUCCAAGACAGCCAUUGUACCUGUUAACCCGACCUUUUUACCGCGGUCUGAAGACGAGCGUGAAAUGUGUGCACGUACCAUCUACUGUACAAAUAUUGAUAAGAAGGUGUCGCAGGCCGAUGUAAAGCUCUUCUUUGAAUCUUUGUGUGGAGAGGUCGCUCGGCUAAGAUUAUUGGGGGAUUAUCAUCACUCAACUCGGAUUGCGUUUGUCGAGUUCGUGAUGGCGGAAAGUGCAAUGGCAGCUUUGAAUUGCAGUGGCGCAAUAUUAGGUUCUCUUCCAAUCAGAGUGAGCCCAUCGAAGACGCCAGUGAGGCCCCGGUCACCGCGUUCUCCGCUUCAUUGAAGGUCCUUGCAGCUCCCCCAGUAGCCCUCCGGUGUCAACGAUCUCAUGUUCCCAAUAGCAGGCUUUUAGAAUCUGCUCAUUACUCAAUUGGUCGCUGAGACUCGAUUCAUCAUGUUUUGUCACAUUUCCAGACGUAGGUGAUCUUUAAAGCUGUAGGCAGAGGCCAGCUUACAGUAGUAGAAGCGUGUUCGUGCCUACCAGGGAGCCGCUCUGAACUCCCUGUCACUAUUCAUCUGCUAAUCCAGAUCUCUACUGCGGAAGGCAGAGCUUGCCUCCCGGCACUCUCCCCGAGAGAGAGAGCCUGCGAUUUCCACUGGUGUUCAAAACCCCCAGUGUGAGUGGCAAGCAACUCUUUUCACUUGUAUUUCUUACUUUGAGCGACAAGGAUGGCGAAGAGGCAAGGUCCCCUCGGGUCCCCCCACAUUGGUUCUCUGAUAUUAGCAGCAGCACUCCUAGUCCUUCCCUUCUCGAGAGACCUCUGGCUAGUUACCCACUGAAAUAAUGGAUUCUUAUCCGCCAUGCCUAAGGCUUUAUUUUUUUUCUCUAAAAAAAACACUAAUUUAUCCUCCACUAUUGUAACCA